GUUACUCGGGUGUGAGCGAAGGGAGACGACGGAGCUGUCAAACAGCAACAAUCGCCUGAAAUAUUAUCCCGGGCCGCGGUACAACAAACACCGUCCUUUGCUCUUUUGUGGAAACAAGGACGACAGAAACAGACUUCGAGGUCACUUUGAGCCUUUGGGUAUAUGGACUCUUAAGCCGUCGGCGACGAAAAACUUCCCGUUUUGUGUGUGUUAGUGGUGCUUAGGCUAAUGUUUGUUAGCUUUUCUCUUAGCUUAGUUUUGUUGACAAACUAGCCACAGAGUGCGGGGCUGCGUUACCAACUUCGCUGUUUCGGGGGGUGUUCGUUUGCCGUUUUCAACACACGCUAGCCGGGGGAAAAGGCAUGGAACUCAGCUUAAACUGUUCUUCCAAACGACUCUGAAAUAACAACAGGUCUCCAAGGGCUCCCUAUACAUCUGUCAAACAUGUGAAAACCCUCUCAUCCAGGUGGACUCCCCAGUUACAAGCAGUGAGGAACUCGACUAGUAGGAAACAUCUUGGAUGCAGCCAGCGUGUGUCACCAGGGCUGCCCUAAACAACAUUUAAAGCUGAAGUCUAUAAGAAGGCCCAUUUACCCUCACUGGUAUCACCAUCUUUCACAUCACCAUGGACCGGAAUAAACGCAACUCCAUCGCUGGGAUCCCUACGAGACCCGAGCGGAUCAGUGAGGACAAAGAUGGUAUCGGAGGGGUAGGGGUCUGCGAGAUGGCCAUGGGCCCGCCCUCACAGGCGGGCAGGGUAUGGCCAUCAUCCUACAGAGCCCUCAUCAGUGCCUUCUCCUGUCUUACACGCCUUGAUGACUUCAGCUGUGAGUGGAUUGGCUCGGGAUUCUUCUCUGACGUCUUCAAGGUACGUCAUCGGGCUACAGACCAAGUUAUGGCUCUGAAGAUGAACAAGCUCAGCAGCAACAGAGCUAACAUGUUGAGAGAGGUCCAACUAAUGAACCGGCUUUCCCAUCCACACAUACUCAGGUUCAAAGGAGUGUGUGUCCAUGAGGGCCAGCUUCACGCUCUGACAGAGUACAUCAAUGGUGGAAACCUGGAGCAGCUUCUAGACAGCAACAAACACUUGAGUUGGCCCACGAGGGUGAAACUGGCCUGUGAGAUCGGCAGCGGCCUGGCCUACUUGCACUCCAAAGGCAUAUUCCACCGGGACCUCACCUCCAAGAACUGCCUGAUCAAAUGUGAUGACAACUGCUACACCGCGGUGGUGGGAGACUUUGGCCUGGCAGAGAAGAUCCCCACCAAUCUUGCUGAAGUAGAGAAACUGUCUGUGGUUGGUUCUCCUUUCUGGAUGGCUCCAGAGGUGCUGAGGGAUGAGCCCUACAACGAGAAGGCGGAUGUGUUCUCCUACGGCAUAGUCCUGUGUGAGAUCAUUGCGAGGGUCCAGGCUGACCCAGACUUCCUCCCCCGCACAGAGAACUUCGGCCUGGACUAUCACACGUUCCAGCACAUGGUUGGAGACUGUCCGCCGGACUUCCUCCAGCUGGCCUUCAACUGCUGCAAUAUGGAUCCUAAACUCCGUCCAUCCUUCCCAGACAUCGUCAGACACCUCGAGGAGAUUCUCGCACGCCUUAAAGUUGAAGAGAUGGAGCACGAGUGCGUCCCACUCAGCGGGGACAACGACAAGAAGACCAUACCCAAAGGUGAGAAGAUCCAGGGCUUCAAGCGACUGAACCCUCUGGGCUUCCAGGACGACAAAAUCCCGCCGAAAUCCCCCCGCCCCCGCCGGAACAUCUGGCUCAGCCGCAGCCAGUCGGACAUCUUCUCCUGCAAACCAGGAAGGAAAGUCAACGUCCAGGACCCUUACUAUAACCCCCCCAUCGCUCACCUAGCCUCUAAAGCUCGCAAGAUCAACCCGUUCACCGCCCGCGAGGACCUGUGCGGGGGGAAGAUCAAGUUUUACGAUGUUCCCAGCAAGUCGGUCUUCUCGCUGGUGUUCGACCUGCACUCUCCUCCGGGGAGUGUGUUCAGCGCCCAGCCGUCUGCUCGGGGGCCCGGAGGAGCCCAGCAGGAGACGUCCUACUACUGGCAGCAGUUGCCGGGGAGACAGUGUCACUCCCUACCGGUGUCCCCCCAGCUGCCCCGCUCCGACAUCUUCCACCUGGCGGCUGCCGCUGUCAGCUCCAACAACAACGGCUCCGUCACCUGUAACCUCAGCCAGCUCUCCACAACGCUGCCACCAACUAACUGCAGGUGUGACGCAGGCCUGAUGGGAAAUGACGUCCGGCAGAAGGGAGUGCUGGGCGGCUGGGUGAAGAAAUACGUCGUGGUUGAGAUCCCGCCUUACUGCCGGCAGAGAGGAAGGGAGGAGGAACGAGAGGGAGAGGGGAGGAAGGAGGGAAACGAGGAGGAUGAGCCUGGGGAGAGCUGGUCUCCGAUGGUCCCCAGCAGCGACAGAAACAGUGGAGAGGCGAUGGACUGCUCCAGCAGCCUGGCCGAAGGUGAGGGACCAGAGAGAGGGGCAGAAACACCCUGCCCCAUGUAACACACACACACACACACACACACACACACACACACACACACACACACACACACACACACACACACACACACACACACACACACACACACACACACACACACACACACACACGGAGGAUGUGGUGGAUUUGGAAAAGAGAGGGGGACUUUUUUUCCCCCGGACAGAGGACAUAGAGGCAGCAGACUGAUCGACCGGACACAUUUCAAAGGUUUUGGAAAAAUAAAACGUAAAAAGAAGAGAAAAACCACUUUUUUUUUUUUGUCUGUCAAGUGAAUGUAUAACAUGUGGAUUAAUAAAUCAAGCACACCUGAUGUAGAUAAAUAAGUCUCUUUCAAAGAUAUAUUAUCACCUAGGUGUGACAGGACAAGUCUCCAUUCAGCACAAAAAAAAAAAAAGCUUUUGUCAACACAAUGGACACUUGGCAUAGAGAUUAUUUUUUUGAAAAAGGUUUAUAUUUAAUAUUGCGAGAUGAUGUAGAUUUUGUUUUUUUCUUUUUAAGUUAGGCGUCUUGUCCAUGACGAGGUGUAUUGAAGAUCCCUUGUGUUGUGUAUGUGUGAGUGUUUAAAAAUCAAGGCUCGUGUUUUGAUACUUUCCUCCCGUGUUCUUUGUUAGACAAAUGUUAUAAUAAAAAAUUAAAAAAUCCCAUAUUUUUCUGAUUAACAAGACAAAAUUUAGAGGUGAUUUAGAAUAACUGAGUGCGUGAAAAGCAACACUCAAGGGACAGUUUAAUCUCCAACCAUGUUAGCAACCCCCCCGAACUAGACUGCAGAAGUAAAACAUUUCAUCAAGUCUCCUCCAUGUCAUUGACAGGGAAGUCUGCCUAACAGCGAUGGUGAAUUAAGAGAGGAGCCACUUGAUGACUGAUAGUGGCCUUUUUGUUGGGUCAGCUGUGCUGUAAAUCAGCCAAGCUGACAACAUUCAACAGUCAAAGCCGAGCAUUCACAGGCAGUGUUGGCGAGACAUCCCAUCCAGAACACAAAUUUUGGGCAAACACGGAUGGUGUAGUAAAAGGACCUUGUAAAGUUAGUUUUUUUUCGCAUUUAAAAGUUGCUGCUUGAAUGCCAACUUUCAAAUCUCGGAUGUCAGAGUUUAAUCGAACGCACCACCAAGUUUCCUCUUGCCUCUCUAUUCACACACAAUGACGAUGAAAUUGUCAAAAAAAUAUAUUUAGAAGCAAAGCAAAGAUUUAAAGCAAGACUAUGUGACUUUUGAAAGAAAAAAUCCACUUUCACCCUCAAGAAUGUAGUCAUUAAAGCAACUCACUUCAGAAAAUCCAACAUGAAUUUAAAUUCAGUGUGCCAUCAUGCUGUAAUUUAUGGCUACAGUGGUUGUCGUGCUGCAAAAGUUGCAUAGUCUCGCUUUAAAGUCCAAUCUGAAAUUUCUAGAAACCAGGAGCUCCCUGAAGAUGGGAAAUCAAAUGUAUGUCCACCUUAGUAUGGCUUGGUAUCGUUCAGAAAUAUUAAAUUCCGAUACCGUGUUCUCAAUACCGGUUCGUAAACGAUACUUUUUUUCAAUACCAAUUUUAUGAAACAAAAAGAAAUGACAUCACAAACCUUUUUAUUUAUUUUUUCAGCUCCCGCUACGUGAGCCCCGUCUCUCUGUGUAACGUAGAGUUUUUCCCUGCGUGCUUCUACGUCGUAGAAGUUAGACCGCCAAUCACGGACAUUAUUAGAUCUUGGUAGAAGCAUGCUGAGUGCUUAUUGGCUCACUGAUGCUGAUUUACUUCUUGGUUACUGAAUGACGAGGCAUUUUUCCAUACUCGAUACUUUAGAGGCAACACGGUCGGUGCCUAAAAAGUAGUGAAUUCGGUACCCAGCCCUAAACCGCAGUAAUGUAAAUUAUACAUCAAUUACAUACAAAAAAAGAUAAUACAUUUGUCGAAAUGCUGCCAAAACAUCCUGUAACAAACAGCGAUUACUGUUGAUGCUCCUUACAGAUUGUAGGUUAUCAGUUAACCAGAAGGUUGCCAUGGUGGUGCUGAGAUGACGAGUGGCUUUCUUGGUUCCUGCAUGCAGCCUGUAAAUGUAUACCGUCCCAUGCAAAGACAAAAUUGGAUGUGGUUAAAACAAAAUUUGGAGCAAUACUUUUAAAUCCCACACAAACACCACUAGGUUUAAUUCUGUCUCAACCCCAGCGUCUUAAAGAAAAAAAAGAUACGGGUAAACUUCAUUCACCUAUAAAGUCAAAAGAGACUUCAGGUUAUGGAAGCAUUUGAGUUGAAAGGAGCAGAUGACUCAGUUUCACAGGAUACAGCCCCGGGGUUGGAUGAAUAAUAUUUUGGUUUUGGGGGGAACCGGCACAAUCUGGUCUUUCAGUUCUUACCACUCAGACAUGCCUGUUGUCGAGUUUUCCACUCUGCUGUGAGGAAAACGUCCAAAUCGAGCUGACAAAGAGCCGAGCUGAGUAGCGUUUGAAAACUAUCAACUAUCACAAAUUAUUAGCGCUCAACAAAUGAAUACACUUUUUUUUCUUUUCUUGCAAAGAUGGUACAAGCUAACUUCAAGUGGCGGGAUUUGACUUCAAAUCCAAUGUAUAUUUUCGUUUAAUUGGGGCACAUGGUUACACUUUACUUGAAGGUAGCUACAUAAGAGUGACGUGACGCUGUCAUGAACGUGUCAUAAACAUUAUAAACAAGUCAUAAACGUUUAUGACAUAACGCUUCUUUUAGUAAGUGUCGUUCGUUUUUUGUCAUGACUAGUUAUGGUUAGGGUUCAUGUGUUCAUGACAGUGUCAUGUCACUCUUAUGUAGAUACCUUCAAGGAAAGUCUUAGCGAGCACAUUCCCAAUCUAAAGAUAAUAGAGACACACUCCCUAAUUUGUCUAAUGAAAUUGGUGGCGUCAUGACAUUUUCUACCUUUAUCGACACACUCCAGUGGAUAUCUAAAAAUAGACUUCCUUGUCUCACUGCGAAGGUUAGUUUAACAUCACAAUGGUUUUCACUGUUCAUCUAAAUGUUUGUGUACAAACUAAAUGACUGUAGAUUUGUCUCUGUUGUUCCAUUCUGCUGAUCUCAGUCUCAUACAGUCCCAUCACUUCAACAGGAACUAAAAUGCACUUGUACAGCGAUCUCCUAUGAACUAAUCACUACUUUUCUAUGCAACCAAUGUAACGUUUAUGACACUGUUUUACAGUAUAAAGGAUCUAAUUUGAUAUUUAUGAGAAAACCUUUUUAAUGUCUUACCUUUGUAUAUUUGUGUAAAAAGUUUGUGUUACCUGUCUGGAUGAAUACAGAUUGAGAUGUUCUUUUUUUUUUUUUUGCUGAUCGAAUAACAAAGCUUCUCAGAGUUUU
This is a messenger RNA of Perca fluviatilis (European perch), 5795 nucleotides long. RefSeq names its product testis associated actin remodelling kinase 2 (gene tesk2). The transcript is spliced from 14 exons. Bases 626 to 2506 code for a protein of 626 amino acids. Gene Ontology annotation, biological process: actin cytoskeleton organization; protein phosphorylation. Gene Ontology annotation, molecular function: protein serine/threonine kinase activity; ATP binding. The record is from RefSeq and is a predicted model, not a curated record. Gene Ontology annotation, cellular component: nucleus; cytoplasm. NCBI's taxonomy places the organism in Eukaryota, Metazoa, Chordata, Actinopteri, Perciformes, Percidae.